Messenger RNA from Pieris macdunnoughi, 2883 nucleotides. The record is from the annotation of a GenBank genome assembly. Lineage: Eukaryota; Metazoa; Arthropoda; Insecta; Lepidoptera; Pieridae.
AUGGCUGCAGUGGAGAAGUCAAGUGUGGACAAAAUGUCAUCCAGUAUGACCUCCAGUAUUACUGGAAUGGGGCUCGGUGGUAUUACAGGACUUGCUACCGCUUUGAAUGCACUAAGCUGCCAUUGUGAACAGCAAAUAACGAUCGGCGGAAUGCCUACCAACUAUGUCCCAGGAUUAUCCGCCAAUUACAACAUAUCAAGCUUUUGUCAACGUCCAGGACAGACUCGUCGAUGGCCGAUGCAGCGAGCGGGACCUACAGCUCAGUUUCGUGUUGGGCGUUCUCCAAGCACAGGCUUGCAACGACGCCUUAAAUAUUCGCCACGCAAUAGCCCCAAUACUCAGUAUUCACAUACUUUGAUAUGCAAGUUAGCCGAUCAAAAUGAACGUCGUCGCCGCCAAGAUGCAAUGGAGCUGAUAUCACAGAGUUUUUAUUCGCAGCUGCCUCUCAAAGUCGAGCUUACAGAGUUCUAUUCGCGAGACAACUCGAAGGAACAUCACACCGAGCUUUAUGAUUUGGUUAACGAUAAUGUAUUUCCCAAUCCAGUUCUAAGAAGAGGGCAAAAGUUUCUGUUUGCUGUACGCUUUGACAGGAUUUCAGAUAAGCAACUCGAUAUCAUACAUGUUGUCCUUUGCUGUGGUCCAAAACCCAGCGUUACGAAAGGUACACGAAUCGUUUUACCGGUGCAAUGGGUCUCACCACCAACAAUAUUCCACCACCCACGUGAUGUGAUUGGUUCUGGUAUUGGCAUGAGUGUGGGAUUACCUCGAAUGCAAUGCGAUGUCAGCACAAUUACGACCACAGCUGUGGGAACUACUGCAUCAAUGAGUCCCGUGAGCAGUGUAAGGGAGACAAAUAACUAUAAUGUUCGACGUAGCUCGUUUGGAAAUGAUCCACCGACAGUUCAGCCAAGUCCACUUAGUCCUCAUGGAGCCGUAGAUAGACCCAUAUUAAACGCAACACCUUCGGCCUACGGUCGCUCUCAGCAAGGCUCGGUCCAAAACUUAACACCUUCUAUACCGGAAUCAGAAAAAUGGGAUAUUAGCAUCCACAGACAGGACGGGAACACCAUAACAUUCCAAGUAACGAUUCCGCCAACAGCUCCCGUUGGCUUGUGGAAUUGCUGGAUUCAGACGAGUCGUUUGGGUCAACGCGAUAACCGUCACGAUUAUAAAUGCGAUGAGGAUAUUUACAUAAUAUUUAAUCCGUGGAGUCGUGAGGACACAGUGUAUAUGGAGAAUGAGGAAUCUAGGAAGGAAUAUGUGUUGAAUGAUCAGGGAAAAUUGUGGUGUGGGACAUGGCAUCAGCCGAUUGGUCGUAAAUGGAUAUUUGGACAGUUUGAUGACGUGGUUCUUCCCGCUGCUACAUAUCUCUUGGAGCGUAGUGGUUUGGAACACUCGGAUCGAGGGAACCCAGUACGAAUUUGCAGAGCGAUUUCGUCUAUGAUAAACGCAAACAGCGACGACGAUGGUUUAAUGGUAGGUAGAUACGAUGGUGAAUACAAAGAUGGUGUAGCACCACACGCGUGGACUGGGUCUGUUGCGAUUUUGGAGCGAUUCCUAACGGACGGGGGGCGCCCAGUUGAAUAUGGACAGUGCUGGGUCUUCUCUGGGUUAGUUGUCACGAUUUGCAGAGCGUUAGGAAUCCCCUGCCGUUCGGUAACGAACUAUGUGUCAGCGCAGGAUACGAACGGGACAUUUACAGUCGAUAAGUUUUUCGAUAAAGAGGGGAAUCUCGUACCAAACGGGCCCGAUGAGGAUUGCUAUGAUUCCUGUUGGAAUUUUCACGCUUGGAACGAUGUUUGGAUGCAAAGACCUGACCUUCCACAAGAGUUUCUAGGGUAUGGCGGUUGGCAAAUCAUUGACGCUACUCCUCAAGAGGAAGCUGAUGCAGUGUUCCAAUGUGGUCCAGCGAGUUUGGAGGCCGUUCGACGAGGGGAAGUAGGCUUUAAUUAUGAUACUGCCUUUGUCUAUUCCGAACUUAAUUCACAGCUGUGUCAUUUUCAAGAGGAAGAUGACUCUGAUUGGGGAUUUAUCAAAAUGGCUUCGAAUCAGCAACAGGUCGGUCGCAAAAUAGUAACGAAAAAUCCGAAUAUAGAAGACGAAGAAGGUGACAGUGAUUUACUUGAAAUAACCCAAGAAUAUAAACCUACGAAUGGUUCCGCGCCCGAUCGAAUGUCCGUUAUCGCUUCAAGUCGAGGCUUUCAACGUUUACAACAAAGUCAUGAAUCAAAUCAAAGUGACGAUGAUGUGACCUUUGACUUGAUGGAUAUUGAAACUGUGCCGUACGGACAGCCCUUUGACUGCUCUAUGAACAUCCAGAAUAAAUCAACGGAAGAUCGUACGAUACUUUGCAUAUUGACCGCGUCUUCAUGUUACUACACGGGCGCAAUCGCCUCUCGUUUGAGACGAGCCCAGGGAGAGUUCAUUGUACGUGCAGGACAAAGGGAAAUACUUAAACUGCACGUUACGUCACAGGAGUAUAUGGAUAAAUUGGUAGAUCACUCGAUGAUAAAGAUCCAUGCCAUGGCUUAUGUCAAGCAGACACGUCAGGCCUGGUCCGAGGAAGAUGACUUUCCCUUGCACAAGCCGAAGCUGCAGAUACAGACCAGGGGACCGCUGACAGUAGGUCAAGAUGGCACACUGGUGUUUAGCUUUCAGAACCCGCUGACAGUUCACUUGACAGAUUGUUACUUUAGUUUCGAGGGCCCUGGCAUACAGAGACCGCGUCAGGCCCGUUUCCGAGAUGUAAAACCUGGCGAGCUGGUCACAUACCAGGACAAGGUAUUGCCACGUCGCGAAGGAGAUAUUCACGUAGUAGCUACUUUCUCCUCACGCCAAAUUGAUGAGAUCUUCGGCAGUGCUGUCAUCAUUGUGAAGGGCUAG